CAGAGGGGAACCCUUGUUUAGGGACACGGACAGAUUAUUGUGGUGGACUAACAUGGCCGCGCUGAGGAGGGGGAUAUCCUACCUCAGUUUCUUCAGGAGUACUACCCAUAUCUUGUUCAGCAGCUGGAGGCCUGCAGUCCAGAGAUUUGGAAAAUGGACAAACAUUCUGUGCACAUCUUUAACCGUGGGCGGUACGCUGUGUGCCAUCCCUUUUAAACAGGUUGAAAACCUCUCUCAUGACUCCCUAAUCAGAAGAGCAGCCGCUUUAGUAACAGACAGUUCAAGCACUUUUCUCUCUCAGACCACCUUGGCCCUUAUAGAUGCCGUCACAGAGUAUUCAAAGGCUGUGCACACACUCAUUGCUCUACAAAGACGAUAUUUAGCUUCACUGGGAAAACUGACUCCAGCAGAAGAGGAUUCAGUCUGGCAGGUGAUCAUUGGCCAGCGUGCUGAGGUUAAUGACAGACGGGAAGAAUGCGAACGUUUUGAGUCAACCUGGGUCAGUGCAGUUAACCUGUGUGAAAUGUCAGCUGAGGCGGCGUACACUUCAGGAGCUGAGCAGGCAUGCAUCACGGCAAAAACAAACAUUCAGGUGGCCCAGUCGCAGGUGGAGGAGAUUCGAAAACUCGCGGCGGAUGCUGAUAAACAGCUAGCUGAUACUAAAGUAAUGGAGGUAGAAAGGAUGGCACAAUACACUGCCUCUUUGGAGAACAGUAACGAUGAAGAAGAGGUGCCUGAGGCUUACUUAAGAGAGGACUAAAAGGAAAUUUAUACAUUAUGAAAGUAAUGUGGGGUUUAUAACUAUAACCAAAUCAGCAAUAAGCAAGUUUUUAGUAUCUCAAGUAGACUUUGCAGCAUUGUUCACUCUAUAAUUUGUUAUGUUUGAGUACAAAUACAUUGUGUUUAAAUGUGCUCAAAUAAAGUGAAAAGGUGAGAUAUGAAAUCAGAGGAUGGAAGGAAAACAAAUGCCUCUGUAAUUCACUGUUCCCUGUCUGGGCAGUUAAGGGUAACAUUUAUUACCUCCGCCAAGGAGGUUAUGUUUUUGCCAGGGUUUGUUUGUCUGUCUGUCUGUCUGUCUGUCUGUCUGUUUGUUUGUUUGUCCGUUAGUGUGCAACAUAACUCAAAAAGUUAU
Messenger RNA from Sphaeramia orbicularis (orbiculate cardinalfish), 1132 nucleotides. RefSeq names its product diablo homolog, mitochondrial. NCBI's taxonomy places the organism in Eukaryota, Metazoa, Chordata, Actinopteri, Kurtiformes, Apogonidae. Gene Ontology annotation, cellular component: mitochondrion. Gene Ontology annotation, biological process: neuron apoptotic process; intrinsic apoptotic signaling pathway in response to oxidative stress. The transcript is spliced from 6 exons. Bases 53 to 760 code for a protein of 235 amino acids. The record is from RefSeq and is a predicted model, not a curated record.